Nerophis lumbriciformis (worm pipefish) is the source of this 2079-nucleotide messenger RNA. It is a transcript of the gene mettl6, whose product is annotated as methyltransferase 6, methylcytidine. The record is from RefSeq and is a predicted model, not a curated record. NCBI's taxonomy places the organism in Eukaryota, Metazoa, Chordata, Actinopteri, Syngnathiformes, Syngnathidae.
CAUUUGGAGGAAACGGACAGGAUGGAGGUCGCAGCAAAAAAAGGCACACUUUUGUUUGUUUUUGCAGCAUUUAUAAUCAUAUAACGAUUAACUAGCACAAAUCUGAAGAUAUAUAUAUAUAUGUAUAUAUAUAUUUAAUUCAUCAUGUCUGAAACUUUUUUUGCGGACGAUGGAGUCCAAGUUGAUAACGAUGGAGUUGGUCAAAGUGUUGUUCCAGAACAUUCCACUCGUCAUGAGGACAACUUGGCCGCCAAGCAGACUUUGGUGCCCGCCUUCAAGCAGAUGAAACUGGAAGAAGAAGCCCAGAAGAACUGGGACUUGUUCUACAAAAGAAACAACACGCAUUUCUUCAAGGACCGACAUUGGACCGGCAGAGAGUUCGAGGAGCUUAAGGCGUGCAGAGAGUCAGAAUCCCAGAGGCUGGUUCUGCUGGAGGCCGGCUGCGGUGUAGGGAAUUGUAUCUUCCCUCUGCUGGAAGACGAGGGCAACAUCUUUGUUUACGCCUGUGACUUCUCGCCAAGAGCUGUGGACUUUGUCAAAAACAAUCCUCUUUACAGUCGCGGUCGCUGCAGGGCCUUCCAGUGUGACCUGACCCGGGACGACCUGCGUGACAACAUUCCCGAGGCCAGCGUGGACGCGGUCACGCUCAUCUUCGUGCUGUCGGCCAUCCAUCCCGCCAAGAUGGCGCUGGCCGUGCGCAACAUCAGCACGGUGCUGAAGCCCGGCGGCGUGGUCCUGUUCCGGGACUACGGCCUGCACGACCACGCCAUGCGGAGGUUCAAAGCGAGCAGCAAACUGGCGGAGAACUUCUACGUGCGCCAGGACGGAACCAGAUCCUACUUCUUCUCUAAAGACUUCUUGGCGGCGCUAUUCUUGGAGGCGGGCCUCCUGUGCCAGGCUAACGAGUACGUCAUGAGAGAGACAGUCAACAAGAAGGAAGGACUUUGUGUUCCCAGAGUUUUCCUGCAGAGCAAGUUCAUCAAACCGGGCCGCCAUCAGGACCCCUGACCACGGACUUGUGUGACGUCACGCAGAUGUGAGUGAAUGAAAAUGUUGAAAAAGGGGACAUUUACUUGACGGGUUCAUUAUUAUUAGUGGUGGAGGGGGCAAGAGGUUGCUCUGCUCAUCCUCUUAUCUGGGAUAGGCUCCAGCACCCCCGCGACCCCGAAGAGGGACAAGCGGUAGAAAAUGGAUAGGCCUUUUAAUGUACGCCUCCCAAAUACUGUGAAUUCAGGACAAUAAGCUGCUACUUUUUUCUUACACUUUGAACUGCGGCUUGUAAAACAUUGCGGCCAAUUGCUUGUAUUUCGACACGUGACUUCUUCACAGAAGUGAAAACCAGAUGGCGGUUGUACAGCAAGCAGCACACACACUAUCUUGAGUACACAAGAGGCUUGAAUCUUCCUGCGAAAAGCAGAUACGAACAGAAAAAUCAAACUAUGCAAUGAAAUGGACCCCUAUAUUUGAUCAAAGAAAGAUUUUUGUCGAGCGAUAUCAAGGAUCAUGUCAGUCGCGUUCCCGGACAUAUCGAACGAUUGUGCUCCAGACGCCAUUCUACAUGACAAAACGGAUGAAAAUUGUUGAAAAUGUACUUCCUGUUUUACAUCAAACCAAAAGUAAAGCCGUCCAUAGCGGGUCUGUUCGAAAGGAUCCUUCAUUCAUCACUCCAAGUAAUGUUUGUAAGUUUUACAAUAUAACUAAAACAAUUCUAACUUACCAAACCGUCCCAUGUGUGAUUUGUGUAAGAGUGUUUUCGUGCAUAUUUGUACAUGCUAUUGUAAUGCAACGACAAUAGCGUCGUUCGCCAUAGCUAAUAUGCUAACAUGUCUACGAGUGUGUUAGUAUUAUAAACUUACAACGGCAUUCUUUUUGUAUUGUUUCGGUUUCACAAAUUCCUCAGUAAAUUCACCAAAACGUCACCGUGGGGUUAUUGAGUCUGUUUAGCCGAUUGUGAACUAGCUUCCGCAGCUAGUGGGUCCAUGACGAUGACUUCUGUUUUGUUUGAUCCGCCGUUUUACUGCCGGGAUACAGACACUGUUUGGAAACAGUUAAGGUAUGUAAAUAAAUAUUCAUGGAAUA